This is a messenger RNA of Drosophila rhopaloa, 1133 nucleotides long. Its product is annotated as WW domain-binding protein 4. The record is from RefSeq and is a predicted model, not a curated record. Bases 7 to 1107 code for a protein of 366 amino acids. Gene Ontology annotation, biological process: mRNA splicing, via spliceosome. Gene Ontology annotation, molecular function: protein binding; RNA binding; zinc ion binding. The transcript has 5 exons. Lineage: Eukaryota; Metazoa; Arthropoda; Insecta; Diptera; Drosophilidae. Gene Ontology annotation, cellular component: nucleus; precatalytic spliceosome.
UGUCAUAUGCAUAUUGUUUUGAUUCGCGUUUGUAAAUACACAAAUUUAAUAGUGUUUCUUGUUAACUGGAGAUCUAGCUCACAAAUCAACAUGACGGAGUUCUGGAAAUCGAACGAGCGCAAGUUCUGCGACUUUUGCAAAUGCUGGCUGAGCGACAACAAGGCGAGCGUCGCCUUCCACGAAAGUGGCAAGCGCCACAAACUGAAUGUGGCCAAGAGGAUAACAGACAUCAGCCGGAGCAGCGUGAAAUCGGAAAGGGAGCGCCAGAAAAUGGACGCGGAAAUACGGAAAAUGGAGGAGGCAGCCAUGAAGUCUUAUGCCCAGGAUGUCCAUUCCCGUGGGGACAUGACCGCAAGGUCUAUUAACACUGUCUUGAGGGCAACCGCCUCCUCCAGCUCCUCUGGAAGUGGGGCCCACUCCUCUGGAAGAUCCCGCCAAGUAGAUCCAAUGCGACUCGAAGGGCUCUCCGAUGAAGAGGAGGACAACCGGCGGGUGGCUCCUGGCAAAGUGGCAGCCGAGGCAGCCGUUCCCGACGCCUCCCUUUGGGUGGAGGGCAAAUCGGAUGAGGGACACACCUAUUACUGGAACGUUAAGACCAACGAAUCCGUUUGGAAACCUCCCAAGGAGGGGUACCUGUCCUACGAAGAGUACGAGCGGAUCAACCAACUGGCCAUUGAUCAGCAGGAGAUCUCACAGGCCCAGGAAUCGCUCAAAUUUCGAGCCAACGCCGAUGAGGAAGUGGCGCGGGUGAAUCGGGAAAAGAUGAAGGCCUUCCGGAAACCCGACAAUCCCAAGGAGAAAAAGCAAAGGGAAGAGAAGCGUCAGGCGUUCAAAACGGAGGAAGAGGCGGCCACCAAGGAGAUUGGCCAGUGGCAAACUGUGGUGACCAAAGCACCUGAGGAGCCCAUCGACUGGCAGUUGCCCCAAACGGAUUACUACACUGCCGCUCCCGUGAUUUCGGCUCCCAGUGAACCUGAACCUCCAGCCAAGCGAUUCAAGGAGAAGACCAUUGGCGGUCUGGAUCUUGAGACAGCCGCUAGUGCACCUGCCACGUUCAAAAAGAAGUUUAUCAAAAAGGGAAAUAGCCGCCAACGCACGGAGGAUUAGACGCGGUUUAACGCCACCACAUCGGG